AUGGAGGUUCGAAUCAAAGAAGCAGAGGCAGGUGGUACAUUAGCACAACGGAAGACAACCGAUGGGAGUUACGUGAUGAAAGAUGCGGUGGUUCUUGAAUACCAGACACCUUCUGGUGAAUUGGUGAAGCUAAGAGCCCCGAAUGAAGGUGUGGUGACAUUUGAUCGUGCGGCGAAAAAAGGUGCAGAGAUGGUUCAGGUUCGCAAUAUAGUUAUAAGGAAAGUUUGUCUCCUUUUCUGUCGGUUUAUUCUUGGUAACAUAGGAAUAUUGCCACUGGUGGAUAUGUUAAUCGCUCGAAUCGAACCUUGUCAGCAUGCUAUUGUUAUCAAAGAUAUAAAAGACGGUCGAGCAGGCCAGCGAAGAGAAGACUCGACGGCCAAUGUGUCUAUGAUUCACCAUGUUCCGGAACUCAUUGUUUCAGACGACUUGGCGAAGCAAAUUGGUUCAGCAGACCUGAAAAAUAUCCUAGCUUCACGAAAACUGGUGCUACUAGUCGAUCUUGACCAGACUAUCAUUCAUACAACGAAUCGUCCGUUCAAAGUUGAUCCUAACGUAAGUGAUAGGGCUCUUCUAGAAACUCGUAUAAAAUACCAUGGGGAUAUUUACACUUACAAAAUGUUUGGUACUGAAUACCAUACGAAACUACGACCGUAUACUCAUGAAUUUCUGGAACAUAUGACCGGACUUUUCGAGAUGCACAUAAUCACCUAUGGACAGCGUCAGUAUGCGCAUAAGAUUGCUGAGAUCAUCGACCCGAAGAAAACGUUAUUCGCGCAGAGGAUUAUGUCACGAGAUGAACUAUUCUCGGCUCAACAUAAGACGCGAAAUUUGAAAGCACUUUUCCCAUGCGGUGAUCAACUGAUUGUUAUAAUUGAUGAUCGGGCUGAUGUAUGGCAGUUUUCAGAAGCUCUCAUUCAGGUUAAGCCGUAUAGAUUUUUCAAAGAAGUGGGUGACAUUAAUGCACCCGUUGGAGGAAAGAAGGACGGUAUUCCACCAGUAGAUAUAGGUAAUCGUAAGGAUGAUGCAGAACACGACCGUACCUUGGAGCACGUAGAGAGGCUGUUAGUUAAUGUGCAUACAAACUUCUAUAAUUACUACGAUGAGACGCAGGAAAUCAGAGAUGUAAAGGUAGUUAUAAGCUACAUCAAAAAGCAGGUUCUACGUGGUUUGGUUAUUGUGUUGUCGGGUGUGGUACCACUUGGAGUGAAAUCGGAAAAUUCAGAAGCAUAUAGAUUGUGCGUUCAGUUUGGAGCGACAGUGGCAGACCAGGUGACGGAACAAACAACACAUUUGAUCGCAGUACGAUGGGGCACAACGAAAGUCAUGAAUGCAUGUAAACUUCGCAUUCCAAUCGUAACACCUCAUUGGCUCUACGCCUCUGUGGAGAAGUUUUUAAAGGCGGAUGAGAAGGAAUUUGAGUUGACAAAGGAUUCAAAACCUCCAGAUGGUCGGCCACUAGGUAGUAGAAUCAUUCCAGAACUCACAAGUAUUGAUGCCAUGAAAAAAGAGACAAUUGCUGCAAUGGAGCACGAGGUAGACGAGGUUUUAUCAGAAGGUGACGAUUCUGAUGAGGAAAGCGAAGCGGUAUUGAAAAGGCGAUUGAAUGGUGGUGAUGGAAGUGGAGAUGAAGAUGAUGAAAUAGAAAAGGAAUUAGCCAUGAAGCGAGCUCGUUGGGAACGGGAGGGUAAUUUCGAGACACCAGAAGAAGACGUCCAGGACUAUGAGGACCAGGGUAGCGGGCUAGACAAUGAUGAGUUUUGUGAAGACAUCUAUGAUGAUAUAAGCAGAAUAACUGGUGAAAAUGACCAGGAAAUUACAUGUGAAGACGAGAGUUGUGACGUUCCCUAUAAUGACGAGGAAGAUGAGGAGAUCGAGGACAUGGCGGCACUGGUAGAGCGGCAAGUUUCACAUGAUGAAUAG
Angiostrongylus costaricensis is the source of this 1920-nucleotide messenger RNA. The record is from the annotation of a GenBank genome assembly. NCBI's taxonomy places the organism in Eukaryota, Metazoa, Nematoda, Chromadorea, Rhabditida, Metastrongylidae.